AGGCGACCAUUAUUGUUUGGGGGUAAUUAGCGUGGAAUAUGAUCCCUGUGGCGGUGGAUUCAUCUCACAAAUGGCGUCCCAGACUUGUAGGGAAUCCUAAGCAUAACUGUAAAGCUAUUGUCGUUUUAAGUCAUGAUGCGUUGUUAGCUUUACCCCCCACCUUGGCAGAGGCCACCCCCCCGUCCCUCCCUCUCAUCCAUCUACCUGUUCUACCUGCUCGCAUCCCUCGGCUGUUUUCAUAACUGUUGGACUCCUCAUCUCUUGAUGGAUACCAUGGUGUGGACCUCUAAGAACAGGUUUUGGGUGUUGAUACGAGCCAACAAUGGUCACAACUGUUGUAGCACAUUCGAAUGCCAAGGCCAGAGGUCCACAUUGCUGAGAUGGUGUCCAAAGUGGCGAGGACGAGGGCCAUGGUGAUCAUACUGUGUCUGAUGGCCGGGGGUGCGUUUUAUAAAUCCAAAUGGAAUCUGGCGUCAGGGUAUUGGAGCCGGCCGCUCCAGAUGUGCAACUGUGACAAAUGUUUGGCUGAGCGUGACAAGGAGUUGAAAGACAUUUUGGACGUGUCGCCCAAGCCCUUUUUGUCCAAGUGGGACCGGACCUCGGAGGACGAGUUCAACUGGUGGAAGCACUUGCAGUUUGAGAAGCGACCCUUCAGUGUCUUCAAUGAAAUAGUCGACCGACUAUUCACCAUCUUUCCAUCCGUCCCCGAUGUGGAGGGGCCGUCCCCGUAUCGUUGCAGGAAGUGCGCGGUGGUUGGCAAUUCGGGUAAUCUCAAGGGCUCAGGCUACGGGAAACUUAUUAAUGACCAUGAUAUUGUAAUCAGAAUGAACCACGGGCGAACUAAGGGCUACGAGGAAGACGUGGGCACCAAGACGACUCAUCACGUCAUGUAUCCCGAGAGCGCCGUCUAUUUGGACAAUUCCACUCAUCUUGUGCUGUUUUCAUUCAAGAUCAACGACUUACUGUGGCUGCUCAGGACCUUCACCCCAAGAGAAAACGGGCAGGAAAACCCAGAGAAGCGAGGCAACAAGAACCUGGUGAUGAUGCUCAAUCCGGCCUUCAUGAAGUACGUCCAUGAAGUGUGGCUGAAAGGGGCAGGGCGCUACCCAUCCACCGGAUUUAUGGUCUUCGUUCUCAGCUUGCAGAUGUGUGAUGAGGUCAGUGUUUUUGGGUUUGGAGCAAAUCAAGAUGGAAACUGGCACCAUUAUUUUGAAAAGAUGAAGAUCAAUCAAAUGAGAAUUCACCAUGGCAUUCAAGAGUAUGAAAUGAUUCAACAGUUGCAUCAGAAGCAGAUCAUUCGUUUUUUUAAAGGACUAUAAUCGUUUGAUUCAUCCCUCAAAAAAACCCUACAUUUGUUUACGUUCUUUUGUAGGGUUUUGGGGCAUCUGGUUCUUCACACACGAUAUUUAUUCACUCAGUCAUCAUUCCAUUCAAUUCAGUGUUUUUGUUCUUGCAUUGCUUCAAUGGUUGUAUUUUUGGUUCUUGCCUGGUGGUGCCUUACUUGCUUCGAAAAUGAUGUCUUUAAUGCAAGCCUAAGUGAGGAUAAGCGACAUAGAAGAUGGAUGGAAACGUGCAAAGCACCCAAGCCAAGUGACUCAAAUUUGUAGUUCUGGUACACCCAAUGUGCCUGCGAGAUGCCUUGUAUACAAUUCUCAUUACCAGCAGCCUUAAAGUAAAACGUGGACUAUUAGUUUUAUUUAAGACCACCAUAUCACUGAAAAGAUGAAAUAAAUAUUUGUACUACAUA
Doryrhamphus excisus (bluestripe pipefish) is the source of this 1747-nucleotide messenger RNA. The record is from RefSeq and is a predicted model, not a curated record. NCBI's taxonomy places the organism in Eukaryota, Metazoa, Chordata, Actinopteri, Syngnathiformes, Syngnathidae.